AUGACCGGGACAACCGUCUCUCCCCCCUCCACCUUGUGGGCUACAGCUUCCAAAGAAUGGGUCAUCCCUGCGAAACCCAAGCCAGGACGCAAGCCCAAGAAGGACCCCACCCAAACUAUGUCUGAGCUUUCUGAAAACGACGCAAAGGGCAGGCGCGUCCAAAACAGAGCCGCCCAGCGAGCUUUCAGAGAGCGCAAGCAAUCGCAGCUCGCCGAACUCCAGGCGCGUGUGCAGCAGUAUGAACAGGGCGAGGUCGAACGCAACAUCGCGCUUCAGAACAUUGCCAAGAGGCUCAAGGAGGAGAACGAGAAGCUCCGUGCAGAGAACAUCGCUCUCAAAGAAAAACUUGGAGGGUCGGACGAGUCUUCCACCUCGCAGGAUGGUUCCAGAAAGAGGACCAGGGGGGACUCUGGCUCGCGGUCUCCCAACUUUGCUAUCGCCCAUCUAUCUAGGAAAAAGUCCAAGCUCACCCCCGAUCCGCCCAACAUCUUUAUUCCUUCAGAAAGGCGCGCAUCCUACGACCCAUCGUCUCCAUCAUCAUCUACAUCUUCUCCGCGAUCUCACACAUCUUCACACACCAGCUUUUCGCCAUUACCUACGCUUUCGGCAUCGCACGAAGCCCAGGCCGGCAACUCUCUGAAUAGUAUGUUUGAUAUCUCAGUUAACGAAACUAAGAGUGCCUUGUUCGAAGGAGGGCCGUUAUCAUGUGGCUUCUGUAGCGAAACGAGCUCUUGCGUUUGCAAGGAGAUCACUAUGCAGCAGGUUUCCGACCAAUUGUCGCUGUCUGAUUCCACUUCGCAGCUCAUGAAGGAUCAUGAGUACGAGACCCCCGCUACACAGUUCCACUUGCAGGCCAGCCCGUCUACGAAAAAUCGUUAUUCCAUUCUGGAAAAUCUACCCGCGUACCAAGCUGCAGUUCCUCUCCGUCGCCGCCGCCAAAUUUCUCCUCUUCCACCCAUUUUUCCAACUUCCGAAAAUCCAACGCGCGCUGUGGGCGCGUCUUGCUCUGGCGACCCGAGUAAUUGUCUGGCAUGCGUAGACGAUGCGUUUGGCAAAGCAUUCUGCGACGCGAUCAGUAGGUCUGUCGCGAUGAAGUCCCAGUCAAGCUGCGGCUACUGUCCUGAACCAUCUCAAGUGCCCUCGAACAGCCAGUCUCUGGGCUGUUGCGGGAAUCCUGUUGCCUGCGGAAGCAUGGUUUGCGGUCCCCCGACGGUCGAUGCCCCUCCGACGUCUCCCCAUGUUCCCAAUGUGUCGACGACGAUGUCUGAUCCCCCUUCUAGUUCCGAUACAAUUUCCUGCGAUAAUGCCUGGCGGCAGUUGAAGUCUCACCCCAACGUCGCAUUUUCAGACCUCACCCUCCUUGCCGAGGUUGUCGCACGUCGGUCGAAGUGCAGUGGACCACGCGUAGAGAUUUAUGCCGCUCCAGGAUCUGUCAAUCCAGAGAGGACAUUAUCACCAGGAAAGAGCGAUCCUUCUCAACAGGCGCAUGAACGUCUUCUUUCAUCAGAGCUCCCCUCGCAGUUCGAUCAAAGCGGCAGUUCGCUCAAUGCACCAUCGCCGCCACCGCAGCUAGUUCCGCAGGAAGUACUAAUUAGCUGUGGACGUCAGCGUGUGCGAGAGGUUAUGACGGAUGGCGUCCAUGAUGCACUCCGACUACUGGACGCCAAAUUUCCGAUCAGUGGACGCUUGUCUAAUUAUUGCAACUAG
This is a messenger RNA of Fibroporia radiculosa, 1707 nucleotides long. RefSeq lists its product as uncharacterized. Gene Ontology annotation, molecular function: transcription cis-regulatory region binding; DNA-binding transcription activator activity, RNA polymerase II-specific. The transcript has 4 exons. The record is from RefSeq and is a predicted model, not a curated record. Bases 1 to 1707 code for a protein of 568 amino acids. Gene Ontology annotation, cellular component: RNA polymerase II transcription regulator complex; nucleus. NCBI's taxonomy places the organism in Eukaryota, Fungi, Basidiomycota, Agaricomycetes, Polyporales, Fibroporiaceae.